AUCAAAACGUGAGAUUGGCACUUGGCACAUUAUUGCAUUUCAUUUUUGCACAUUGAAAAAGUAUACACAUAUUGACGAAUAAACGAGUGCAAGUGAAAUAGAUAUAAAACUAUGCUCAAAAUGCACAUUUACUCAUUGGCUUAAUUGUCAAUGUCAACAUCAAUUCAAUACCACAUCUUUCAAAUCUAUCUCUAACUAUUCGAAAUCAGUUUCGAGUUAGUGUUCUAAAGAAAAUAGCAAUUUGCCUUUUUAAACAAUGGAUAAUCAAGGAGAAUUACUGCAUUUCCUAGAUAUACUAGAUUUGAAUGAGGAAGUUAUCGAUAUCCCUUUAAAAAAUCUAAUGGGAAAAAGUAACCAUUCUAAUAAACAUCUACGAAAUAUUAUUCAAUUACUGAAGUAUAAACUGCUUAUUAACGUCCAAGAAGGCAUAGAAUGUGAGAAUAGCGAAGAGUUUGAUUUCAUUGUUAAAUUAUUGAAGAAUCUAACAAGUGACAAUGUCAGUUAUGUUUGUGAAAUUAUCAACAUGGUACUGUGUUUGAAACCGAGCGAUGUUGUUAGUAAAGCAGAACACUUACUGCAGCAACUAUUAUCGAACAUUGACUUCCAAAGCAGCUUUGAAGCACCAUCUACCUCUUUGACUAGCAAUGUAAAUAUGGACAAAUUACUUUGUUUAAAAGUAGCUGAUAGUAUCCUGAAUGCGACCAUUCAGUUUGGAGAAAAAGUCUCUUUACUGUUCUUAGAGACACCUCUAGAAAAGAUCUUGGAUUCAUCAGAUGAAGUUCUGAAAGUAUAUUUCUUAACAGAUAUGGUACCAGCAUUACUUUUUGGGGUAGUUGGCUAUGAUAUACUAGAUAGGAUAUGGGACCACAUACAGUCAUUCAAAGGGGACAAUAAGGAGAAUGCAUUAAAGGUACUGAGCUGCCUCUCUGAUUACUACCUACCCACUCCUGAUGCAAAAGGAGAUAGCCAAUUUGUAUCUGAAAUUGUCCACCAAUAUAACUUUUGGGAAAUUGUAUUAUUUGGCAUGAUGUCUGACAAUGCAUCUAUCAGGAAAAUAUCUGUGUACCUCACUAAAAAGGCCAUAGACUCUAUAAUCGCCACCAAAAAGGAUGUCAAAGUUAUAUAUUUAAAUGAAAUCAUAUUUCAAUGGAAUAAUGGUAAUACUAAAGCUCUGAAAACUAUGUGGCAUAAUUUCUUCAUCUUAAUAGACAGUUUAGAAGAAAAACAGGGAAACAUAGUGUUGCCAUCAUUAAAGCUAUUUGAAUCCGUCAAUGUUGGUGUCUGGUGGUUGAACUCGGCGUUUAACAUGGGCCUUAAACAUGAAAAUACACAGGUCAGAUUGAAAUGUAUGGAGUACAAACUGAAAACUAAAAUCAGAAAUGAAACAGAAGCUCAAAUAUUGCUUGAAGCCAUUAAUGAUAUUAAUUUAUUUGAUAACAAUGCAAUAUAUCAAGGCCUUAAGGCUCAAAUACUGGAAUUAUUACUAGCAAUCGUUUAUAUUUAAAUCUAUUUCUCAAGUAAAAUGGGCACCUAUACCACUGUACCACUUCACUGAUGUUUUAGCUAAUUUAAAAAUGGAUGCUUCAUUCGUAGCAAAUGAUAAAGAUUUAACAAAAAUCACCGCUGAUAUUUUGAGGGUACCUUGUAAUAAUGUUGUAUUGCGAAGGGCAGUACAGUUUAACAUAAUAUUUUUCAUAAAACAUUGCCUAAGUCACUUAAAUUGGAAAGAAAUUUUGAAUAUUUACCCUAAUAUUAAUUUAAAAAUUCCUUUCCAAGAAAACCCCUUCAUUGAAAUUGUAAAACAAGUUCCUAUAACGAAAGAAGAUAAAGUAAUGAAUUUAAAAAUAAUGUCAGACAGUUAUGCAAAUGUAGACCUUGUUUUACUACACUUGUUGGCUCAUGAAGAAGAUACAAACAUUGUUAUUGAAAUAAUUGAAGAUAAAAUAAAGAAAAUACAAGAAGGCCUCAACAGGCAGUAUGCAGACAAAAAGAAAUAUCUCAACGAUGUUUUAUUCUUACUGGAUUUGUCAAGCAAAACUAAAGAUUCCCCACUAAACAACAUUAACGAGGCCAUCACACGGCAAAAUAAGACAUUAUUGCUAUAUCUACUAAGUCUGUUUUCAAAUGAUGUGGUCUUAGGAAUGGAGGAUAUAUCAAAAUUAUGUAAAUAUCAUGAAUUUAUUUUUAAUGAACAAGAGCUCGGUGCUGAAUUACUGCAGCUCUAUAAAACAGCUGUUUUAUUCCUGAAGUCCAACCCAGACAUAGAUAAAGCAGUCAUUAGUUUAUUUAUUAUAAAAAUGCUACACAGUAGUCCUGUAAUGCUAACCAGUUAUAAGCAUGAAAUGCUUAAUGUAAAUAGUUUUAUUCAAAUAGUUUCAACUGAAGAAUUCAAAGGUGCCCAACACGAAAGUAUGGGCAGAUUGAAAAAUGUGUUUUAUGAGAAGUCUUGUGCAAUAAUAUGCUUUUUGAUUAAAGAAGAGAAAGAUGUUGAUAGCUGCCUGAAUGAUGUGAUUAUAUACAUGGAAAAUGUGCUAGAAUGUGGAGGGUAUGGGUGUUUAAAAUGGAUCCUGAAGACAGUCAACAAAAUUAUUAACAAACUUACUAAUGGUGACAUCAACUUCAACUUAAUUCAGUUUGUGAACAGAGUUUGGGCAGAAAUUGAGGAGCUGAAGUCCAACAGCCAAUAUUCACCAUGCAUUGAAGAGUUUGUUCAACUAAUAACUCAAGAUUGUAUCUUAAAAAGUCCAAUAUAUAACAAUGUUAUAGUAACUACAUACUGCAAUAAGAUUAUAGAAUAUGGACCUAUAAAAACGAAUCCACUGUUCUACUUGAUUAGGAAAUUGAAUGGGAAAAAUAUGAAGGAGUAUGGGCAUCUCAUUUAUGUUUUAUGUGACAUAUUGCUCUACUGUCCUGUGCCCAGGAAAGAUCAGAGGAUUUCAGAUAAUGUAACACUAGAAGUUCUACAAGACCCCAGAUAUCGUGUAAAUAAAGAAAGUAUUGAUGUCCAUUUCAACUACGAAAUCCAGUAUCUAGCAAUAGCGUCAUUAUGCAACAUCAAUGACGCAGAAACUCUCGGAAUCAUCACCAAUCUCACGACCAUCCGCAUCGACAGCUUAUUCAAGAAUAAACAGCGUUACCAUGGCAACUCACAGUUGCACAGAGUUUUGCAAACUACCCUACAACAUAUUUUGUUGUUGGUGUUGAAGAAUGGGGAUUUGAAGAGUUUCUGCAGGGAGCAUAAUUGGUGUUUGAAUAUGUUUGUGAAGCUGCCUCAUCAGCCAAGUGUCAGGAUUUGCUUUGAAUGGUUCAUUUCGCUGUAUUUUUAUGUUGAGAAAAUCACCAUCGGCGAAGAAAUGCUUCAGAUUAUGAAGUCAAGGAAUAUACCACUGACCUCACAGUUCUUUAUAGUAUAUUGGUUGCUAAAGCAUAAAAUAUCUAACAAUACAUACACAGAACUUGAGUACAACUUUGUUUUGGACUUCUUACUCUCUCAUACAAUGGGUCAACUAUUUAAUGUUAGAUUAAACGCACAAUACUUAGCCACCAUCCUAUAUAAACUAGCGAACAGAACUACAAAAUACGAAUACAUUAUAAAUAUCAUAGAAAGAACCUUCUCAGAAUGUAAUACGGAUAAAAACUACAUAAAACUUAGAAGCGAUUAUUUUACUAACGAUUUUGAUAUCGUUGGGAACCUUACACCAUACUUCAUAUAUUAUGUGUUGCCAAAAUUAUGUGAGAUUGAUAGCAAUGAGAAGAUAAACAUGCAGUUUGUUAAUCAUAUCAUCAAAGAUAUUGAUGAGAAGGUGGCUAGAGAUGGUACUGGGGAGUUUAUCAAUGAGUGGAAAUGUUGUCGGAAGGCUAAUGAUCAGUUUGCAGUAUUGCAACCAAGUAAAGGUUUUGAUGAGAGGAGUUCUGAAGAUGUAGAAGCGAUGGGGACUAUACAGAAGAAGUAUAUUCCUUGGAGGAACAUGAGUGAUGUCAAUGUUUAUGAUACGGGGAAGAAGAGGGAAAGUCCAAGUCAAUUAAUUGUGGUGGCAUCAUUGAUAGACAAGUUACCCAACUUGGGUGGAAUGGCGCGCACCAGCGAAGUGUUUGGCGUUCAGACUUAUGUCGUGGACAGUUUGAGGCACCUACAGGACAGGCAGUUCCAGGGGCUCAGCGUAUCAGCAGAAAGAUGGAUCAACGUAGAAGAGGUCCGUCCUGGCCGACCUCUCAAGGAGUACUUGUUGAAGAAGAAAGAGGAGGGGUAUGCCGUGGUGGCAGCGGAACAGACCUCUAGCAGUACCAAGCUUCAAACCUUCAAGUUUCCUAAGAAGACAUUGUUGUUGCUUGGCCACGAGAAAGAGGGCGUGCCAUGCGACUUGUUGCCCCUAAUGGACCAUUGCGUUGAAAUCCCUCAACAAGGCUACGUCAGAUCACUAAAUGUGCACGUUACGGCGGCCAUAUUUGUUUGGGAGUAUGCUAGACAGAAUGUUUUGUAACAAAACUACCUUUUAUCCCCUCUGCAGGCAUAGAUAAAUAGCGUCAAUUACAUAUCCAGCUUCGAAUACAAUAAUUGAGUUUCGUUGUACGAGGCUAAUGUGGAAACCUUAUCAUAAUUAUGUACUUUAAUUCCGUGCAUUGAGUUUUUAUACCACUUUUAUGCCAUUUGUCUAAGCCUGCAGGUUAAGGCUAAAAGCUACAAUCACCAGUUUUGUUUUAUAAUUCGAAUUUUAUUUAAAUGUUAAAUUGUGGAUCGUCAUUGUAAUGUGCGUUUUUGCAGCACAACCACAGAU
This is a messenger RNA of Spodoptera littoralis (African cotton leafworm), 4775 nucleotides long. The record is from the annotation of a GenBank genome assembly. Lineage: Eukaryota; Metazoa; Arthropoda; Insecta; Lepidoptera; Noctuidae.